AUGUGCAUAUUUCAUAUUGGCUUUUUAAAUAGUAUAAAUGCUGAAAGAAAUAAAAAUUAUAAAAAAAGGGAGAAUAAUAAUAUUAUUUCUAAAAAAAAUGAGAAUUUAAUGAGUAUAGAAAAUGGUGAAAAUAUUUUGUGUAGUAAUAAAUCAUGUACAAAUGGAGAGAAUUUUUCUCUCAUUAAUAAAGACGAAAAUAUAAAUAAUAGUGAAAAUUCAAAAAAAAAAGAUAAUCAGGAUUCCAAUGAUUUUUAUAAUUCUAUUGAAAAAAUAAUAUCAGAAAAUUCUUUAAAAAAUAACGAUGAUGAAAAUAACAAAAAAAGUGAUAAUGAUGGUGAUAAUUUAAAUUUUAAUGAUGAUAAUAUCAAAGAAAAGGAUAGCAAUAAAAAUAAUAGUGACAGUGAUGAUGAAAACAACGAUGACACCGAAAUAGAUAAAGUUGAAAAGAUGAAGAAAAAAAUUAAGAUUAAAAAUGAAGAAAAAUCCAAAGAAAAAAAAAAAAAAUAUAAAAAAACAAAAUCUAAAAAAUAUAAUUUUGCCAUUAAAGAAAAAAAAGAAAGAAAAAAAAAAUUAAAAGAAACUAAUAAUAGGUUACACCAAAAAGUAAACAAAAAUGAUGAAGAUGAAGAUGAAGAUGGAAAUAACGAAAAUUUAAUUAAUGAUGAUCCAACUGUAUUUCCAGGUUUAUAUUUUGUAGGUAUUGGCUAUGAUUUACUUUUUGGUAAUCCAUUAGGUGAAGCUGAUUCUUUAACCGAUCCUGGUUAUAGAGCUCAAAUUUAUUUAAUGGAAUGGGCAUUAAGCGAUGAAGGAGUUGCAAAUGAUUUAGUUACUCUGCAGCCAUUAAAUGGAUGGAUAAGAAAAGAAAGUGCAUGUAGUAGAAUAGAAUCGAUUAAUGAAUGUUCUAGCGUUUCAGAUUAUUCUAAAACUUUAUCAGCCGAAGCAAAAGUGGAAGGUGGAUAUAUAGGUUUAGCAUCCUUUUCUGCAUCCGCUGGUUAUAAACGUUUUAUUAAUGAAGUUUCUAAAAGAUCAAAAAAAACAUAUUUUAUUAAAUCUAAUUGUAUAAAGUAUACAAUAGGAUUGCCACCUUAUGUUGAAUGGAAAACAACGACUGCAUUUAAUAAUGCAUUGAAUAGUCUUCCACCUAAUUUUACAGGAUUAGAUAAAGACAGCGAAUGUAGUUCAGGUGUUUAUAAAGAAAAAAAAUCUGAAGAAGCUUGUAAAAGUGUAAAUUCUUGGAUAGAAUUUUUUAAAGUAUAUGGUACACAUAUUAUUACUGAAGCACAGUUAGGUGGCAAAAUAACAAAGAUAAUAGAUGUCUCCACUUCAUCUAUUUCAAAAAUGAAAAGAGAAGGUGUUAGUGUAAAAGCGGAGAUUCGUGCUCAAUUUGGUUUUGCCAGUGGAGGUGGAUCAACCAAUACAAAUUCAAAUAGUUCUUCGAAAAAUAAUGAUGAAAAUUAUAACAUGAAAGAAACAUUAAUUGUAAUGGGAGGAAAUCCAAUUAAAGAUGUAACAAAAGAAGAAAAUUUAUAUGAAUGGUCAAAAACAGUUUCUACUAAUCCAAUGCCUAUAAAUAUUAAAUUAACACCAAUUUCUAAUAUCUUUGAUUCAGAUGAAUUAAAAAAAUCUUAUGAAAAAGCAUUAAUAUAUUAUUCUAGAGUAUUUGGAUAUUCACCUCAUGAUACUAUGCAAAAAGAAGAUAAAAACAUUAUUGCCAUACUAACUAAUUCAACGACAAUUACUAAAACUUCUCCUCCUCCUAUAAGUGCAGAAUGUCCUCAUAAUGAGGUUGUUUUAUUUGGUUUUUCAUUAAAGCAGAAUUUCUGGAAUUACACAAAAAAUCUGAAAGGUUAUGAUAUUGAAAUAUGUGAAGCUGGAUCCAGUAGCUGCACAUCAAAACAAGGGCAUUCAAGGAAAUAUGAUUCUGCUUAUCUUUAUAUGGAAUGUGGUAUACAACCUUUACCAUUUUCUGAACAAGUGGUAAGUGAAAGUAGUUCAACUUUUAAUAGUGCAAAAUGCCCAAAUGAUUAUACCAUAAUAUUUGGAUUUGGUUUAUCUUCUUCUUCUAGUAGAAAUAAUGCUGCUGAAUAUAUUUAUUCUACUCCCUGUAGGCCAGGAUUGAAAGAAUGCUCUGUUAAUAUGAGUUCUUCAAAUGAAAAAAGUUACAUUUACCUUGUUUGCGUAGACACGACAAUAUGGACAGGUGUAAAUAAUUUAUCUCUUGUUGCAUUAGAUAAUUUCCAUGGUUCUGUUAAUCGAUCACAACCAUUUAAUGAUGGAAAAUUAGUUGGUGAAUGCCCUUCCAAAGGUACAAUUUUGUCUGGAUUUAAAGCUGAAUUUAAUUCCUCUAAUCCAUUUGUAAAAGCACCAUUCGAUAAAUGUGCAAAAAGUUUAGCAGCUUGUUCUGUUCAUGGUUGUGGAAAAGGAAUUGGAUUAAAUAAUUACAGAUCAUUGUUUAUGGUAUUACUUUGCAGAAAUUUAGAAUAA
Messenger RNA from Plasmodium relictum, 2484 nucleotides. RefSeq names its product perforin-like protein 1, putative (gene PLP1). The record is from RefSeq and is a predicted model, not a curated record. NCBI's taxonomy places the organism in Eukaryota, Apicomplexa, Aconoidasida, Haemosporida, Plasmodiidae. Bases 1 to 2484 code for a protein of 827 amino acids. The transcript has 8 exons.